AUGGCUUGGGAGGACGAAAUCAAUUCACUUCCUGAAAAGUUCAAGAAGGCGACCACCAAGCCACAUUCUGCCGUCAAGAUCAACAAGGACAUUGCCAAGUACUUUGACCUGCCCCAUGCUCAAGGCCCCGAUACUUGGACCUCGCAGCCAUGGAUCUUCAAGCCGGAGAUUCCAUCCUCUGACGAGAUUUCUGGAGGAGAGGAUGGCGAGUUUGUGGACCUCGAGCCGAACAAGAUUGAUGGCCCUUGGGAAUCUAAAGAGGUAUACCUCAAAGCUCAUUACGAUCUUAUCCGAGAAGACGCCGUUGCUCCAUUGCGGGAUGCCGUUGCGACUUUCAAAUGUGAUCCCGACAUGGGAGAUGACAAGAACACCUGUAUCUACGAAAAGGUCUACGUGACAGGGUUGACGUUUGCUCGACGAGGCCUAGGUUUUCGAAUUCAAUUUUCGACCAACAGAGCGGGAAGAAACAUUGCGUGGGAAUACUCAAAGCGUCUUGUCAGUGGCUCGAUAGUUGCGCUAUCUCCUGCAGAGGAUGCUUUCCAGACUAGGUGUGUCAUUGCAAUCAUUGCUGCUAGGCCGUCGGAGGGUGUGAAGAUGCAGCCUCCAGAAGUCGACAUAUUCUUCGCAGAUCCGGCGGAUGCAGACUUCGAUCCUCAAUUGGAAUGGAUCAUGGUGCAAUCCAAGGAGGGGUACUACGAGUCGGCGAGGCAUACGAUGACGGCUCUUCAGAAGAUGAGCCGCGAAAGUUUUCCUCUCGCAGACCAGAUAUGCUUUCUAGACAAGGAUGUUAAAGUCCCCGAAUACGUGAUCAACAAGUCGAGUAUUGAGAUAGACUCUAUCAUAGACGAUUCAAAAGAGCAGAAAAAGGUCGACAUCCUGAAGGCCUGGCCUCAAACCCCAAUCGGAGAUCUUGAUACUACACAAUGGGCAGCCUUGGAGCAAAUGCUUACAAAACAGCUUGCCAUUAUCCAGGGCCCUCCUGGCACGGGAAAAACUUACGUCUCUGUUGUUGCGCUGAAGAUACUCCUUUCGAACAUGGAACCUGGCGACCCACCAAUAGUCGUGGCAUCUCAAACGAAUCACGCCCUUGACCAGAUUUUGACACACAUUUCUCGAUAUGAGAGAAAGUAUGUUCGCUUGGGUGCUAGGAGCAGUGAUGUCGAGAUCAAGAAGCGCACGCUCUAUUCUAUCCGACGUGAAGAAUCAAUGCCCAACAUACCCGGUAGCACUGCCGGGAGCGCCCACAAAGCAAGCAAGGCCCUGAUAAAUGGUAUAUUGCAGACGUUGCAACCCUUCAACGCAGCAAAUUCCCAUGCACCUCUUCCAGCAUCUGUGUUCCACAAGUAUAGGCUCUUGACCGCAAAGCAAUGCGAGUCUCUUGAGAAGGGAGCAAGCCGCUGGGUUACUGCCGGAGAAGACUCGCAGGAUAUUGAUCCUCUUGUCACUUGGCUCGGAGACCAAGUCGCUCCUUUCGAAGUUAACUACGCCAUGGAAAAUUUUGGGUUCGCAGAGGAUGAGGUGGAUCUCGAGUAUGAGCAGUUGAAGGAGCUGGAAGCAGAAAUGGGCUUCAAUGACGACGAUGAAUACGAGGCUCUCAAAGGUUCAUACACAAACAUUCGAGAGGGCUAUUGUGGGAGAUUCGUCUCGCCAGACGUCGAGGCCGCAAGCUGGGAGUAUCUCGAAUAUCACGAUAUGUGGAAGAUUCCGGAAAGAGAUCGUGGUUGGGUCUACAACGAGCUCCGAAGCCAGUUGAAAGAGAAGGUCUUGAAUGAAUUCCGUCAGCUUCUAGCACAAUACUCAGAAAACUGCAAGUCUCUGCAGAUCGGCGCUUGGGAAAGGGACAAUCUCAUUCUGCAAAACGCCAAAGUUAUCGGAAUGACAACAACAGGCCUGAGCAAGUAUCGCGCCCUCGUGGCGAGUGUGAAGCCAAGGACCGUUCUGAUUGAAGAAGCCGCAGAGGCAAUCGAGGCCCCUAUAGCUGCGGCAUGUUUGGAUUCGCUCCAGCAACUAAUCCUAGUGGGGGAUCACCAACAGCUCCGUGGACAUUGCACCGUAAAGGACCUUGAGGGCGAUCCAUUUUUCUUGGAUGUCUCGAUGUUUGAGCGUUUCGUCAAGAAUGGAAUGAAGUUCGUCACUCUUCAGCGCCAAAGGCGCAUGGCGCCCGAGAUCCGGGAAUUGCUGACUCCUAUCUACGGGGAAUUGCGAGAUCACCAGUCGGUCAAGAAUCGCGAGAAUGUACCAGGAAUGGGGGAUACUCGAGCAUUCUUUCUCACUCAUGACUGGCCUGAAAGUGCCGAUGACAUGGCAUCAAAGUACAAUGAGAAAGAAGCCGAGAUGGUUGUGGGCUUCUUCGUCUAUCUCGCUCUCAAUAACGUCCCCGUCAAAGACAUCACGAUACUCACCUUUUACAAUGGACAGAGGAAAAGGAUAUUGAAGCUCAUGAAAACUCACUCUUAUAUUCAAGGACACUAUGUGAAAGUGGUCACUGUUGAUUCAUACCAAGGCGAAGAAAAUGAAGUCGUGAUUCUUUCACUUGUCAGGAACGGCCAUAAAGGAAUCGGGUUCUUGUCCAUCGCCAACCGAGUCUGCGUCGCCCUCUCGCGUGCCCGGAGAGGUUUUUACAUGUUCGGCAAUGCUGAACUGCUUGCAGAGAGCAAUGGCCUCUGGGGUCAAGUGUUGUGGAUAUUGGGAAACAUGAGUGCACCUCCACGAGUCGGCCAGAGACUAACCUUGACAUGCGUAAAGCACAAGAACAAGACAGGCAUCAAAGGUCAGUUAUCCUCGCUGAGUAGCUGCUUAGUAGCAGUUAGCCCAAGCUAG
Aspergillus calidoustus is the source of this 2820-nucleotide messenger RNA. Lineage: Eukaryota; Fungi; Ascomycota; Eurotiomycetes; Eurotiales; Aspergillaceae. The record is from the annotation of a GenBank genome assembly.